UACACGCCUAAAACUCCUAUCUACAUCCACCUUUGUGGAACACGUUACACGCACACAGAGCCACGGCCGUGAAAACAAAAUUCUGAAAGAGCAGAGCGUAAGGAUCACUCCAACUCCUCCCAUUUUUGCUUCGCCCUCACCCUUCCUCCGAUUCUCUCUCUCUUCUCUCUCUCUCUCUCUCUCUCUCCGUUCACUGUUCUCCUCCGACCGCCGACCGCGUAAUUUCUAAGAGAGAGACAGGGAGAUAGAGCUCCCUCGGGUAUAGAAGAUGUCGGGAAAAGGAGCCAAGGGUUUGACAAUGGGGAAAGCCCCCAGCAACAAAGACAAAGACAAAGACAAGGACAAGAAGAAGCAGCCCACCUCUCGCUCCUCCCGCGCCGGCCUCCAGUUUCCAGUCGGCCGGAUCCAUCGUAUACUGAAAACUAGGACCACCGCACACGGUAGAGUGGGAGCCACGGCCGCUGUGUACACAGCAGCUAUCUUGGAGUACUUGACUGCAGAGGUGUUGGAGCUAGCUGGAAAUGCGAGUAAGGAUCUGAAAGUGAAACGUAUCACUCCCAGGCAUUUGCAGCUUGCAAUCCGAGGAGAUGAAGAGCUCGACACUCUCAUCAAAGGAACCAUAGCCGGCGGAGGUGUGAUUCCUCAUAUCCACAAGUCACUUAUCAACAAAUCGUCCAAGGAGUAGAUUAAGAAAAAGAGCAAGGUUGCUUUAUUUGACUAUAAUCUCCCCAUCAAGUUGCGUGUUUUGUCAGUAGGACUUAACCUGCGGAUCUGUUUUCUCAUUUAUGUAACUAUGCUGUAUACCGUAUUAGAUCUAGGUUACUGUUUAGUUGUGUUAGGAAUGGAUUUAUGUCUAGUGGCAUUGUGAUUACUUCUUGAACUAUAACUAGGCUCUUGUCCAGGAUCGUUCGUUUGACUUGGCUUCAAUUAUGAUUUCUUGAAAUUAGAUGAA
Rhododendron vialii is the source of this 952-nucleotide messenger RNA. Its product is annotated as probable histone H2A variant 3. NCBI's taxonomy places the organism in Eukaryota, Viridiplantae, Streptophyta, Magnoliopsida, Ericales, Ericaceae. Bases 269 to 685 code for a protein of 138 amino acids. Gene Ontology annotation, cellular component: nucleosome. The record is from RefSeq and is a predicted model, not a curated record. Gene Ontology annotation, molecular function: structural constituent of chromatin; DNA binding; protein heterodimerization activity. The transcript has 2 exons.